AUGGGGACAUUUGUGCUGAAGGCCCGGUACAAGGUGUUGAAGUCUGAGAAAAAUGAAGAAUGUAAUAGAAGGGUCCAUGGGCGAUUGGGUUUCAAGUGGGAAAAAGAAGGCAACCAUGCCUCUCCUCACCUUCAGUUGUGCAGCUUACCUCAGUAUUCCAGAUGGGGUGAGAAAGAGAUGGGCAUCUUUGGCAGUGUUGCCCACACUGGGGAAUCUGGGUACUCACUCACAUGCUCUCACUUUCUGCUAUGGGAGAAAUUGCAGGCCAAGGGGUUCUUCUUAGCGCUUUUUCUUUCACCACCUUCACGCAAGUUCUCCUUUCUCCCCGGGGAGAGGGCGUGCCCAGCACCACGACCCGCCUUAUCUGUGCAUUCGUUGGUGGAUCCCGAGGCCUGUUACUGCCGAGUCCCGCCCAAACCACGCCCCCACGCAUUCCGCAGGACCAGGAGAAGGCGUGGUCAUUGUGGCGCUGGACCUUCCAGACCGUCUCCUCUCGUAAGAAUCGGGACGCGCUCGAAGGCCGGCGCUGUGAGGGUGGGAGUGCAUUCCGCGGUCCCACGGAGUCGGCGCGAGAGGCCCGCGACCGCUGCUGGCGCACUCCACGCCCAGCUGCCCCGGCACGCGGCCUCCGCGCGAGUUCGCGCACGCACGCGCGCGCGCACCUGCCCAAGCUUCGGCCUGGGCAGCGGGGACCCGCCUGGCGGAGGCUGGGCCGCUGAGGUACGAGGGGAGGAGCCCGAGCUGUGGCGCUGUUGUCGCUCCCGUCGCCGUCGCCGCCACUGCCGCCGCCCCCGAGAGGAGCAUGUCUGCAACUCGAGCCAAGAAAGUGAAGAUGGCCACCAAAUCGUGCCCCGAGUGCGACCAACAGAAGUGGACUGUACCAUAUCUUUGAAAGAUUUGCGAAUACUGUUUUUAUAUGAAUUUAAACUAGGACAUAGUGCAGCCACAGCAAGUAGAAACAUCAAUUCUGUCUUUGGAGAAGGCUCUGUUAGUGAAAGGACUAUCCGGUGGUGGUUUGAAAAAUUUCGUUCUGGGGAUCUGAGUCUGAAAAAUGAGCCUCGAGGGAGACCCAAAUCUGUUUUAAAUGAAGAUCAAUUGAGAGCCAUGGUGGAAGCUAACCCCAAAAUGGCAAUUCGAGGCCUUGCAGCAGACUUAGGAGUUUCUGCUACAACAAUUUCUCGACAUCUGGCUGCAAUAGGAAAGGUGAAAAAGUUGGACAAAUGGCACCACGACCCGCCUUAUCUGUGCAUUCGAUCCCGAUUCGCCGAUCCCGACGCCCGUUACUCCUGAGCCACGCCCAAGCCACGCCCC
Neofelis nebulosa (Clouded leopard) is the source of this 1311-nucleotide messenger RNA. RefSeq lists its product as uncharacterized. NCBI's taxonomy places the organism in Eukaryota, Metazoa, Chordata, Mammalia, Carnivora, Felidae. The coding region runs from base 1 to 1290 and encodes 429 amino acids. The record is from RefSeq and is a predicted model, not a curated record. The transcript has 5 exons.